Molecule: messenger RNA, 2038 nt
Organism: Bactrocera oleae (olive fruit fly)
Lineage: Eukaryota; Metazoa; Arthropoda; Insecta; Diptera; Tephritidae
Product: ficolin-1
Source: RefSeq, a predicted model, not a curated record
AUUGGUCAGAGAGUGAGAGUAAAUAAGCAUUAAAAAUCACCGAGUUCUACUGAAACGGGCAACUUAUCUGAGCAGUGAUAAGAUAAUAAAAUUUACAACACUUCCCCUAAACGAAGCACCAUAUCAAUAUAAACACCUUCUAAUAACAUGUACAGAACAGUUAGCUUCCAAAAGUUCGCAAUGGCUUAUUUACUUUUAACCGCUUUUACAAUUUUCGCCACUUUCUGCUUGUCACAAUCCGCUGAGAAUGUCACCGAUGGCCCUCUCAUCAAGGGGAGGCUACCUAACAGUUUGUUAUACGCACCCAACUACCCGAGUAGUUGUGCUGAGGCUUUGUCCGGCUCAGCGCAGAGUGGCAUUUAUCAGUUAUAUUUACCCGAAUGGCUGGCACGCCCCUUCUACGUGUAUUGCUUGCGAGAUCCUAACGGCGGUGAUGCUUGGACGGUGAUCCAGCGGCGGCAGAGCGAGUUGGUGAACUUCUAUCGCAAUUGGCAUGAUUAUCAGACUGGUUUUGGUAAUUUGAAUGGCAAUUUCUUUAUCGGCUUGAAUAAGUUGCAUGCAUUGACACAAGUGAGGCUACAAGAGUUGUGGAUUGAAUUAAUGGACUAUACAGGCACUACUGUCUAUGCGAAAUAUGAAAGUUUUGCUGUGGGCAACGCGGAGGAGAAGUAUGCGCUGAGCGUGCUUGGGAAAUUUUCAGGUACAGCCGGUGAGGCAUUGAAAGGCUUCCUUGAUGGUCAAAAGUUCAGCACCUACGAUCAGGAUAACGAUGAAUAUAAGGACAAUUGUGCGGAGAUUUGGAAAGGCGCUUGGUGGUACAAGGACUGCUGGUGGAGUAAUUUAAACGGCAUGUACAAUAAUUCUCUAUUCUGGAAUGGACGUUAUCCAAAUGCCAUGAAGUAUACGCAAUUAGCGGUAAGACCAAGGAAAUAAGCUUGUGAAGAGUGAAUGAAUUUUGGAAUGGAAACUUUAGAGGCUUCUUGUGAUUUACGAACUACGACUACUGGUGGAAAACAAAAAAAAAAUAUUCUUUAUUUGUUAACGUCAAACCAUUGCUCAAAACAGUCGAUAUCAUACGAAAUAAUUUUGAUGAAAAAAUAGAGUUCAAUUACAUUAGUUUCUUCCUAAUUAAUUAUGAAAUUGUGGGGAAAGAAAAAGUUUUUGCAACCGUUCUUUCUAAAUAUCAAAUUUUUUUAAAUUUUAACAAAACUCCAUUUUGUUCCGUAACUUCAAUAUAUAAAUCUCAACUAACGGCCUCACCGUUAGCAAGAAAGCAAAGCCGCUGAUUUUGCCGCUUGUAGUGGGAAGACUUUUUAAAAAUAAAAUCCAAAUCAAGCUGUAUCUGAAUGAACCAACGGAAUUAAUUCUGCUUAGAAUUCUACUAAGGCUCAUGCAAACCUCUGCUGGUUAACAGGACUUUAAUUCAAUAAUUUUUCCAUGUUCUCCUGGGUUUAUCAACACCUUUUCUUGAAGUCAAAAACUCUCUAAUUAUCAAGGAUUAACGAACUGCUUGUGUAAAGCUAGAGCUUCAUUUAAUCAAAUUUAUAAAAAACCUUUGCUUCAUUUGAUGUUAUUCUUGUGAUAUAUAACAUUUCGAAAAUAGUUUCGGUGAACGCUGCCCAGUAUACUUGUAGUUACAUAAUAUGGAGUGUCUUAGGAACUGUUAUCCCAUGUUGUUCACGUUUACAGUAGGUAAAACUUCUUAAAGUUUCAUUUUGUCCCAUCAAAUAUAUAUUUUUUCGUUCAAAUAUUAUUUGCAGGUUGAUAUUGUAUUUGAACUAAUUCUGGUAUUUGAGAAAAUAGAUCUCGAAGCAAUGACUUACAACAAGUCAACAAAAUGCUGUCCCUUUCUUACACAUUUUGAAAAUUUGGUACAAUUUCAUAUUUUCUUUCCGAUUGGCUGUAAUCUUACUCAACAUGUUUUUAUAAAACUUUCUUAAUUAUAUUAUAUUAAAUUAGAAAACUAUUUAUUCGGUAAUUUGUGUGGUUUCUUUGUUUGUAAUUUGUUUGUUAAAUUCAUUUUUGUUCCAGUAAGCAA